Messenger RNA from Pteronotus mesoamericanus, 1313 nucleotides. RefSeq names its product protein LDOC1-like. The transcript is spliced from 2 exons. Bases 204 to 602 code for a protein of 132 amino acids. NCBI's taxonomy places the organism in Eukaryota, Metazoa, Chordata, Mammalia, Chiroptera, Mormoopidae. The record is from RefSeq and is a predicted model, not a curated record.
AUUCCCUCCUCUCCCUGCCGGCUGUCGCUUCUCCGGCCAAUAGUCCCGGGAAUCCUGUUUGCCGCGCUCGGAUUUAGGCCCAGCCUGGUCUGCGUAGACUUGACCGUGCCGCCUCUGGGACCGCCCCCGAUUGCGAGACGCACUUCCGUCGUCGCCUCGGCAGGGUCGGAGCACCGAGGGAAGGCGGCGCGCGGCGGGCGGUGAUGGACGCGCUGGCGGUCAUGAUGCAGGACCUCCUGACUCAGAACCAUGCCCUACGCAGGGAGAAUGACGAGCUCAUGGACCAGGUGCGGCGACUGCUUUGCGAGAAAGCUAACCUGCUAGCCCAGGUGCGGCCGCCGGCUUGCCCUGUGGCUUUUCCUGAAACGUUUACAGGCGACUCCGCCCAGCUUCCCGAGUUUUUGAUCCAAGCGGCCUCUUACAUGAGGUUCUUCGAAACCAGAUUUUCCAACGACACACUAAAGGUGGCAUUUUUAAUCAGCCGCCUCUCUGGGGCGGCAGAGGAGUGGGUAGUCCCCUACAUCGAGCGGGAGAGCCCCAUCUUAGCUCAUUACGAGGGCUUCGUGGACGCGCUGAAGCGAGCUUUUGGCAGGAAUGGGUAGAAAAUCGCCAGGCCGGACUCCUGGUGUCCGGAGUGUCGGCCGCGAGCCUCUGUGAUCCCCACAACCCCAGCCCUGCUUGGCUUGAUUCACAAAGGACUCCCCAGUUCCCAGCUACUCAGCUCCGAGCCUUGCUAGGAAGCUUGGCCGCCGCCUGUUCUUACCACAUCCACUACCUUUGCACUCUGCCCAGCAACACAGGCCCCGGCGGGAACCUGAUAGAAAUUGCGCCACCCAGGAUCAUGCCCCUGCCACCUGAAAACUCUGAAGACUGUUGCUGACCGCCUCUGAAAAUCAGGGUCAAGCUGGGAAGUGCCUGAGUUUGCCACAACCCCCGUGGACACUGAUGUGGAUCGCUCCGCCCGGACACGGCUUCCAUGACCUAGAUUUCAGCUUUGGCAAGCUCCUGUUUCUGAGCCUCCUCCAUCACCUGGGGUCCAGUUUGUAAACAUCCAUCCAAGUAUUUCAGGUGGAGCUCCUCAUAUUUGCUUCUGAAUUCCAGGCUUUCCAUUUGCAUGGCCGGGUUCUUCUGUCUAAACUGCAGUAUAUGCAUGAUGAGACCAAUGGACGCAGGUAGGCCCACAGCCUGAGGACACAUGAGGGAGAGUUCAUCACAGGGAUAUCCAGAGUUCCUAAGAAAUCAUAUGCCACCAGCCUUGCUUUAGGUGGAUUUCUCAAGAAGUCUUGGCAUCAUGAGUGCUGUUCUCGUAACGG